AUGCUCUGUCGACGCCCUCUCCUCCGAGCGCUGGGGACCGUCCCAAGGCCACAGGCGCGGGCCAUGUCCCAUUUCGCAGGCGGACCGGCCCAGCCGCCGAGCGCCAGCAUCCCCAUGCCCUACAUCACCGAGGUUUCAGAGAGAAUCAUCUGCCUCAACGGCGCCAUCGACGACACCGUCUCGGCGUCCAUCGUCGCCCAGCUGCUCUGGCUCGAGUCGGACAACCCCGACAAGGCCAUCACGCUCUACAUCAACUCGCCCGGCGGCUCCGUCACCUCGGGCCUCGCCAUCUACGACACAAUGACCUACAUCAAGUCGCCCGUCUCGACCGUCUGCCUCGGCGCCGCCUCGUCCAUGGGCGCGCUGCUGCUGACGGGCGGCGAGGCCGGCAAGCGCUACGCCCUGCCGCACAGCUCCGUCAUGAUCCACCAGCCGCUCGGCGGCACGCAGGGCCAGGCGUCGGACAUUCUCAUCUACGCCCACCAGAUCCAGCGCGUGCGCACCAAGCUCAACGAGAUUAUGCGGCGCCACCUCAACGCCGCCUUUGGCCGCGACCGCUACUCGCUCGCCGAGGUCAACGACAUGAUGGAGCGCGACAAGUACCUGACGCCCGAGGAGGCCAAGGAGAUUGGUGUCAUUGACGAGAUUCUGACGCGCCGCACCGACAAGGACGAGAAGGAGAGGGGCGAUGCGCAGAAGACGAAGCCGUAGACGGUCGUAGCUGGCCGUACGUUGUAGACGGUCAUGGCCAGUCGUAGACUGCCGUGGGGCCAGCCGUAGACUGCCGUGGACUGGGAGCCGUAGCGCUGGGAGGCCAAGAGUUGGACGUUAGCCUCGUGUCAGCUAUAGUCAGGAAACGCAUCAUCUAUUCAUCAGCAAGCCUAAAAAUGUAGAGAAAA
Messenger RNA from Verticillium dahliae VdLs.17, 899 nucleotides. RefSeq names its product ATP-dependent Clp protease proteolytic subunit. The transcript has 3 exons. Gene Ontology annotation, cellular component: endopeptidase Clp complex. Lineage: Eukaryota; Fungi; Ascomycota; Sordariomycetes; Glomerellales; Plectosphaerellaceae. Gene Ontology annotation, molecular function: ATPase binding; serine-type endopeptidase activity; ATP-dependent peptidase activity. Gene Ontology annotation, biological process: protein quality control for misfolded or incompletely synthesized proteins. The record is from RefSeq and is a predicted model, not a curated record. The coding region runs from base 1 to 711 and encodes 236 amino acids.